ACUUUAAGUUUUCUUAACCGCUAUUUAGAAGGAGUGCAUGUGAACAACUCCAUUUGAGCCAUGACAAGCUACAUUUAUUAUUAUGCGGCCAUUAUAGCGGUUCAAUUAGCUUAUGCAGGUUCAAAUAUUAUUGUCAAAAUUGCACUCCACAAAGGCUUAAAUCAGUUUGUCUUUGUGGUUUACCGCCAUUUAAUUGGCAUGAUUCUAUUGGGACCCAUCGCUUAUUGUCUUGAAAGGAAGCAGAGGCCUCCACUCUCAUUGGCAGUCAUAAGCAAGAUCUUCCUUCUUGCUUUGCUAGGAACUACCACCCAUCUUAAUUUAUUUUAUGUAGGAUUAAUGUAUACUUCCGCAACGCUUGCCAGUGCACUGAAUAAUGUGAUCCCAGGUUUGACGUUCUUGAUGGCAGUCCUGCUGAGGAUGGAGAAAAUUGAGAUUUCAAGCGCUCGAGGGCAAGCUAAGGUAUUGGGCACACUUAUUUGCAUUGCUGGCUCUCUCGUCUGCACCUUCUGGAAAGGAGGAUUUCUCUAUAAAGGCAUUGAGAAAAUGCCACUUAUCAGCCCCCAAACACAUGACGAUCAUGCGCAACAGGAUUCUCUCAAAGGCUCUGCUCUUCUUUUGAUCAGUUACAUCGCAUGGAGCGGUUGGCUAAUCUUGCAGGCUUUGGUUUACAAAGUGUACCCAGCUCCCUUAUCGAUGACCACUUUGAUAUGCUUUUUCGCAUCGAUUCAGUCUUCUAUUCUCGCCCUGAUUUUUGGAAGAAAUCCCACCUUCUGGAAGUUGGAAUGGAACCUAGAGCUGCUAACCAUCCUAUACUGUGGAGUUGUGAUAUCAGGGAUAGUGUAUUGCCUACUUGCAUGGUGUAUCAGCAACAAGGGGCCAGUUUUUGCAGCCAUGUUCAGUCCACUGGUGGUUGUUAUUGUUGCUAUAUUCUCAGCAAUUGCUUUUGCGGAGAGACUUCAUGUCGGCAGCUUCGUAGGAGCACUACUCAUUAUCUCAGGCCUCUACUGUGUACUGUGGGGCAAAAGUCACGACCAUGUCACAGCUCAAGUUCCAAUGGAAGAAAAAGACAUUGCAGAAAGGAACGGUCAUCCAUUAAAAGAUACUGAGCAAGUUUAAGGAAAUGAAAAUGAAAAUCCAUGCUAUUUUGAUUAAAAGAUGAAAAAAAGAACCGGGAUUCCAAUUAGAUGUAAUUUAGGACUAACAAUCCACUCUAAAAAUGUCAGUUCUUAGUGAUUCAGGAAUAUGCCAGUUCUUAGUGUUACUUCAAGGAAUUCUCUAUAUCUAUCACAAACCGGUACUUUACA
Molecule: messenger RNA, 1304 nt
Organism: Mercurialis annua (annual mercury)
Lineage: Eukaryota; Viridiplantae; Streptophyta; Magnoliopsida; Malpighiales; Euphorbiaceae
Product: WAT1-related protein At5g64700-like
Exons: 5
Coding region: 61-1116 (351 amino acids)
Cellular component (GO): plasma membrane
Molecular function (GO): transmembrane transporter activity
Source: RefSeq, a predicted model, not a curated record